GUUGUAUAUUUCCAAAAGUUGAUAAGGCAACUGCAGUCAUGAUUGAUACUGCGACGCCACCUGAAUGGACUGAUAGUGAAUUUUGCGAGCGAUGUAGAGCGCCAUUUACCAUGAUAAAUCGAAAGCAUCAUUGCAGAAAUUGUGGUCAUACAUACUGUGGUGAUUGUUCUUCUAAAACAACAACAUUACCGCACAUUGGUAUAAAUGACCCUGUGCGUGUGUGUGACACAUGUUACAUGAAUAAACAAUUUAAAGCAAGAAGCAUUAACCCUGCAGAUUUCAAGCAAUAUUCAAGUUCUGCGCAACCCACAUUAUACUCAAAUUCAAUUUCGCCUGUUGUUAACGGAAAUCAUAAUACAUCGAGUCCUCAAAAUACGGAUAAUGAGGAUGACGCGGAUUUGAAAAAAGCAAUUGAGCUUUCCUUAAAAGAGGCUGAAUUUAAUAAAAACUAUGUGCAGCCUGUACUACAAAAAUCUGUAAAGAAAAUUGAGCCUGCAGAACAAGAGAAAGAAGAUCUAGCUGCUGCUAUUGCGGCUUCCCUCCAAGACAUACAUAUCA
Messenger RNA from Racocetra persica, 558 nucleotides. The record is from the annotation of a GenBank genome assembly. Lineage: Eukaryota; Fungi; Glomeromycota; Glomeromycetes; Diversisporales; Gigasporaceae.